AUGCGAAUUGAAAUGAUCGAAGGCCUCUCGGAUGAGGGAUCUCUGUCAGAGAACAUGGAUACGGAGAGCUACGGAGUUGAAGCAGAGCUCACAAGCCUCUCCUGGCUACAAUCUCUUGAUAUCACUAGUGCCUCAAAUUUACCAACUCCACCUUGCUCGCCUUCGCCACCUCCGGUUACUCAGCAUGCACCAAAAAAAAUGUCACCACUGCUUAAAGCUGAGCUAGAUCUUGUUGAAAAUGCUGAAAAAUACCGAUUGGACUCGGAUGCAAAACCUCCGUUUUCAUAUGCAACCCUAAUCUGCCUCGCUAUGCGUGCUAACAACAACAAACUAACUUUGUCAAGCAUUUAUAGAUGGAUUCGGGAAAACUUCAUGUAUUAUAAACAUGCCGAUCCCGCAUGGCAGAAUUCUAUCCGUCACAAUCUAUCGCUAAACAAAUGCUUUGUGAAGUUACCUCGAUCAAAAGAUGAGCCUGGCAAAGGAGGUUUCUGGAAGUUAGAUUUGGAGCGAUUAGAAGAAGGAAGGCGUUCGCGAAGGCGUGCGUCGUCUCGUCGAAGUAGCACAAAAAUGCCUGCUCCAAAUCAAAGCUUGACACCUGCUCUGUACGAAACACCACCGAGUAGCGUCUCUCCACCGAUUCCUGACAGUUUACCAGAAGUUCCUGAAUCCACUCAGGUAAGUUUAAGUGAAGAUGAUCUCACAGGUCUACUGAUCGCAACUGUAGGUUGGGACGAGAAUCAGCUAGAUCUUCUUGAUUCUCUUUUGGAUUCGUUGUAAGGUAAUAAUCGGUUUUGCACUAAUCCGUGUAACGAGGUGAUACGAGAUGUGAGCCUACACUAGCCAAGUCUACGUGUUACAAGAGUACUUGUGUAGUAUUCAGACAACCUUUUUAAGAUUUCUUCAUAGGCCUGGGAUAAAAAAAAAAAAAGAAACGCGUGUAGAAAAGCCAACGAAUCGCGAUUGAGACAAAUGAGAAAAGUUUGUUAUUUUACAAUACUGGCUGCAGUGUAAUUAAGUUUAAAGUAAAAAAAAAAGCUGUCAGAUGAUAAAUUAGAUAUGCUCAAAAUGUAGGAAAAUGAUAUUUAAUGUUAUGUCUACUGGCAAAUAUUUUGUCGAUUGAAAUCGCAAUAUCUAGAGCUGUUGUGAAAAUUAUUUGGCAAUAAUGACACGAGUGGCUUGCUAAGCAAGGACCUCUAAGGUAUAAAAAAAACAAAAGCAAUUUACAAGUUGAAAAAGCAAUUAAAUAUUAUUCUAUGUACUUACGGUCUUUACUGUAGCAUAAUCUAGUUAUAUUCAUACACAAGUUGUAGCAUAGAAAAGUGAUACCUUUGCGGAUGAAAUCUGUUAUUUACUACUCAGCGUUGUAGAACCCUUGUUGUGGAAAUUGUGAAAAAAUGUGGAAAAAUUCCUUUGCUUAUGAAUUGAGGCUCUUGAUCGUUGAGUCCAUUGAAAAAUUAACAUCGGGAAUCUGUAGCAAAGAAUGAAAUAAAACAAGGGUUAUCAUGUGUCACGUCAAGCAUGCUCAAAUAAAAAUUAUUCGAAAGAGUAUAAAUUUAAUAAAACAAAACAAAAAAGUUGUCUGAAUAUUCAGAAAUGGAUCGGCCCCCGGUUGAAAAUAUUUUCAAAACAAAUUUGAAUAGAGUUGGAUGUUGAAAAUGUGCGCCUAGCUCACAUUCAAGUAUUAUUAGAUGAUAUGUUUUUAAUAAUAGCCAGUGUAAUAAUCUUGCAAAUGGUCGCAACGAAACAAAAUAAAAACCAUUUCAUAUAAAGUGAGUAUCAAAUUGAAAAAAUGAUAUAUUUGAAAUAUUGACAAACUAGAUGAAAAUUGAAACUUUAUUAUAUACCUAUACUUAUAUCUGCUCAAUGAUCAUUUUCAACAUCCAAAUUAAUAUUGUAGAUAAGAAUAUAUAUAAUGAAUUUUAUGUUUUAUUUAUAAAUGUAUAAUAUAUUCAUGAAGCGAUAACAUCGGUGUGAUAUUAUUUGAAUUGGUGUGUGUUUUUGCGCUCUAGUUCACGCCUUUAAGAAUCCGUCCAGUUGUAUGAAUACGAUUUAAGUAUAGUAUAAUGAGAUAAUACGAUUAUUAAAUAUACCAUUAAUUUACAUUAAAUAUCUAAGUAACAUACAUCGCUAACUAUAUCUCUGUAAUAUGAAGUGUGCCAUUAAUGCCUUGAAACAAGUAACAAAAUCAUACAAUUGAAUAGUGGCCUUAAACCAUUGCAAUAAAUUGUAUUAUUGCAGAUUCUAGUGUUUAAUUUUGUUUGACUCGAAUCAUUUUCCUGUUAGAAGGAACCUAUUAAUGCAUUUCAGUGUAUAAAACCAAAGUCUAAAGCAGGGCAGUGGCCCUCCGAAAGUUCGUUUUUGUAAUAAAUCUCAAUAUUGUAAGUUCCAUUACCCAAGCUUAUGGAAAUCAACAUUGAAAAGUUGUUUAUUAUGUGAUUAAGUUUUGUAGUUCAAAUAUAAGAUAGUCAGUUUGUUGUCUAUCAUACAUGCUUAGGUUGUGAUUUUAAUGCAAAGGAUUGUUUCAUAUGUAUACUUUUAUGAGAAUAAUUUAUCCAUACUCUAUUUACAAAAAGUUAAUUACUGUCAAAAAUAUUUCAAGUCAAUCCGAUAUGACACGAGAUAAAUACAAUUCUUCAUCAGUUAAUACUAUAGCAACAAUUGUGUCAGAGACAAAUGAUUUUUAUUUCAUCAUACUAUAGAUGAGAUGUUUGUAUUAAAUAAUGUAAUCAGUAACAGUAUAGAGUGUAAAUUAUGUUGUAUUUCAUUAUGAAAGUGCUCAAUGCAGUAUGUUAAUAAUUUCCAUUUGUAUCAGAAUAAUAUAUAAAAUGUAGAAGUGAA
Molecule: messenger RNA, 2838 nt
Organism: Athalia rosae (coleseed sawfly)
Lineage: Eukaryota; Metazoa; Arthropoda; Insecta; Hymenoptera; Athaliidae
Product: forkhead box protein J1-B-like
Exons: 3
Coding region: 1-777 (258 amino acids)
Biological process (GO): regulation of transcription by RNA polymerase II
Molecular function (GO): RNA polymerase II cis-regulatory region sequence-specific DNA binding; DNA-binding transcription factor activity, RNA polymerase II-specific
Source: RefSeq, a predicted model, not a curated record